This is a messenger RNA of Molossus molossus (Pallas's mastiff bat), 1039 nucleotides long. It is a transcript of the gene ISCU, whose product is annotated as iron-sulfur cluster assembly enzyme. Bases 26 to 574 code for a protein of 182 amino acids. The record is from RefSeq and is a predicted model, not a curated record. Gene Ontology annotation, cellular component: cytoplasm; mitochondrial matrix. NCBI's taxonomy places the organism in Eukaryota, Metazoa, Chordata, Mammalia, Chiroptera, Molossidae. The transcript has 6 exons. Gene Ontology annotation, molecular function: 2 iron, 2 sulfur cluster binding; ferrous iron binding. Gene Ontology annotation, biological process: intracellular iron ion homeostasis; iron-sulfur cluster assembly.
GCCUGCGCAGGCGCACGCUCGCAAGAUGGCGGCGGCUGGAGCGGUCCGUCUAAGGCGAGCGGCAUCGGCUCUGCUGCUCCAGAGCCCGCGCCUGCCGGUCCGGGAGUUGUCAGCUCCGGCCCGGCUCUAUCACAAGAAGGUUGUUGAUCAUUAUGAAAAUCCCAGAAAUGUGGGGUCUCUUGACAAGACAUCUAAAAAUGUUGGAACUGGAUUGGUGGGGGCUCCAGCGUGUGGUGAUGUAAUGAAAUUACAGAUUCAAGUGGAUGAGAAGGGGAAGAUCGUGGAUGCCAGGUUUAAAACAUUUGGCUGUGGUUCUGCAAUUGCCUCCAGCUCGUUAGCCACCGAAUGGGUGAAAGGGAAGACGGUGGAGGAAGCCCUGACCAUCAAGAACACAGAUAUCGCCAAGGAACUGUGCCUCCCCCCCGUGAAACUGCACUGCUCCACCCAGCAAGGAAAGCAUGAUUGUCCAGUUUUACAGAAGAGAAAGUUGAUCCGCAGAGGCUCAGAAACUAACCUGGAAUCCCAGUGCUGGCUGAAGAUGCGAUCAAGGCCGCCCUGGCUGAUUACAAACUGAAACAAGAACCCAAGAAAGGCGAGGCGGAGAAGAAGUGAGCCCCUGCGAAGCUUCCACUGUGUGUCCACCGCUCGCCCCUCGCCGUGCUGCCGCCUCAGACCUGAGAAGUCCCCGGUACAGUGAAGCUCCUAGGCCGCAGCACGUUCGCUGUUCGCGUUGCGGCUCUAAUCAAGCAAAAUACAGUUUAUUGUUCUGAAUCCUGUAGUUUCUUUCAGCCCGCUUGUAUCACCUUGACCCCGCUCCUGUGUGUUCUGAAUUGUGUGGAGGGCCUCAGAACUGAGAGCAGUAUGAAGUCUUGAGUGGGCCAGUCUGUGAAAUGUGCGAAGAUCUAUUUUACCAGGGUCUGUUGGGGAGAACUGCCAAUAGAGUGCUUUGGUGUAGUGUUUGACAGAACCAAGUAUUGUGCAUAAGACAGAUCUGCAGAUAUAUAAUAAACAAAGGAAUGUACGACUGUUUCUCUGCUAA